Molecule: messenger RNA, 3037 nt
Organism: Magallana angulata
Lineage: Eukaryota; Metazoa; Mollusca; Bivalvia; Ostreida; Ostreidae
Exons: 14
Coding region: 13-1776 (587 amino acids)
Biological process (GO): lipid metabolic process
Molecular function (GO): calcium ion binding
Source: RefSeq, a predicted model, not a curated record
CAUCUAAAGAAAAUGGGGAACUACUUUGGAAGUCAAAUCGAGACAAAUCCCGUAGAUGUACGAAACAAAGAAAUUAUAGAAGCUAGGGAACGUUAUCUCCAGGAACAGUUUGAGAAAAAUGAGGAAAAGGCGGAAAAUGAUGAUGAUUCUACCGAUUCUACCAGAGAGCCAGCCAUAUCCAAUUUCGAUCGAAAUACGGACAGAAAGCCAUCCGUUCUAUGUGGAAUAGAAUUGAAAGUCAUGAGUAUUGAUCCGAAAGACCAUAGCUACCCAUUCGAGAACCUUGUCUUUGAAGGAGGUGGUAGCAAGGGUCAUGCGUACGCGGGAGCUAUUAAGGCUUUGGAAGAACUUGGACUUAUCAAACAGAUCAAACGGUAUGCCGGAGCAAGUGCAGGCGCAAUGACAGCUGCCCUUUUGGCCGUGGGAUACAAUUCAAAAGAUCUCCAAGACUUCUUAACUCAAGACCUGUCUCUAAUUCUGUUAGAUUCCAGGUUUGGAAGACUCAGUUAUCUGCCAAAUCUUCUGUUGGGAUACGGCUGUAAUCCUGCUAAAAAAUUCUACAAGUGGUUCGGAGAUCUGUUGGAAAAAAAGAUGGGAAACAUAGACGUUACCUUUGAAGAGCAUUUCAAAAAGACUGGAAUAGAGUUGUGUGUUAUCGUGACUAAUGUAAACCGUAUGAAAGAAGAAUAUUGUCACGUGAAGACUACACCUGAUAUGCCAAUAAGAUUAGCCGUACGGAUGUCUAUGUCAUUGCCAGGACUUUUCCAAGCAACAAAUUACAAAUCGUACGGAGAAACAAACUUGUAUGUUGAUGGGGGAGUCAUUUGUAACUAUCCAAUUCACUGCUUUGACGGAUGGUGGCUCUCAAUGGAUUCAAAAGAUAGUUUUUUAGAAAAACUUCAGCCAUUACAUGAUCUUCCGAACGUGCUAGACAAGCGACACAGAUUUGCUCGGGACUAUAAAGAUCCAGAAAAAACGUUAGGCUUUAUACUGUACGCUGACGCUGAAACUGACUUGUUCCGAUACAUCUGUGAGCAACGAUUAGGAGUUGAGCUUGAUCCAACCCCCAAUACUAAACUAGGAAGAGAAAAAAUGAAACUACAAAGAGACCAAGAAAUAGCUAAGCGAGAACACAGACGAGUUAUUAUGGCAGUUGCGGAAUUUAUGAAAGUUUUGAGGAAACACGAGCUACAUAAAAACCAUACAAUAAGUCGGAAGGUAUUAAAGGAAGCAUUCGAAUGUGAGGAAUUUUCUACAAAGAGCAGUGAAUUGCUUUUUGGAAAAGACUGUACAGUGGACGAUGCCUUUAAAAUUUUGGACAGCAAUAAAAAUGGCGAGAUAAACUUCCAGGAGUUAAUAAACUUUAUAGAAGGAGCAGGUGUAAAUUUACAGCAACGUUUUCUUGGCUACCAGAGAAAAGACAUUGAUGGACUUUUCAAUUACGCUUUAACGCUUGAAAACGCUAUCAUGACGAACGUACAACGGGCAUUUGUCGAUCGCCAAGAUGUGGAUAGAACUGUGGGCAUUAAUACUGGACACGUGGGGACAUCUGAUUUUACAUUGGAAGAUGGAGAUAGGAGCUUCGCUGUUGCUCAAGGUUACAAAUCGACCAUGGUUUUUUUGAAAUACUUUAUCGCCAAGAAACUUCUGAAGGAUGUUGAAUCACUUCCGGAAAGUAACAGUUCCAUGUCAAGCAGCUUUAGGAAUGACGCUAAAGAAGAAUAUGAAAAUGAUGACGUCGCACAAAGUAACGUCUCUAGGGGAAUGAUGAAUUAGACGCCAGAGUCGGCGCCCUUGCCAAGACUAGCAAUAUAAAUCCUGAUAGUUUGUACCGUAAGGAAGAAUGUGUUUGACGGACUGUUUUCUUUUCUAGAAUGUAUAUUUUUGAAGCUUUGGUAUAGGAUGUCGUUUUUUUUUGUAAUCAGUUCAUUUUUUUCUGAAAAUGAUGAAUAAAGAAUCAUUUUGUACAAUUAAGAACUAUUAUUCAGUUGUUAACUUUCAAAAACCUCGGUCAAACAAUAUCUUAUGAAUCUUGUGUCCUUAGAGUAUGAUCAUAAACUCCUCAAUGUUUGGCUGCCUCAGAAUUACUGAGUUAAUUUUAACCAAAAUUUACAAAGAGUAUUAUUGGAUUAAGGGAAUUCAAGUUUGUUAAAAUGAAAGACCACACUCCGUUUUACGGGGAAGAUAUUAAUGAAAGGAUCCAAAUUUUCUUUGAAAUGCGACCUUUAUGAUAAUUAAAGUACAUUGUUUUAACAAGCAUACGAUUUCAAAAAAAAAAAAAUAAAAAAUAAAAGAUUAAAACAACUUUUAUUUAAUGACAAACACAGCAAACUUCAAAACGAAAAAUCAUACUUUCAGACGAAAUUUCCAAUAACAGCAGUCAUUUACUUUUUGAAUUCUGUAUAGUACAGAAAGCCUUAGAUCUCCUUGUUAAACAUUGAGAUGGCGAGGUUGAUCAAUUGUUGACACACCUUUCCAUGAGAUGGCAUUCCAUGUAAAAUUAUGCAAUGCCCUUUAUCACCAAAUGCAUUCACAUGGACCGAUCGGCGCUGUCAAUUCCUCGGAAGUAACUCCUGGUCAUGAAGUUGAAAUUAUAAAAUAAGAAAGAAAAAAACAACAACGAAAUAUAACUAUUAACAAUUUUAACUACUUAAUUUUAGGACGCUGGUGGUUGGAUGGUGGUUGCAAUGUUUCUUGCAGCGGUUGAUAAAGGAUAAAUAAGAGUUAAUCAUGCUCACAAAUUAACAUUGUGUUCUUGAAAAUUCUGAAAAUAAUAAAUGAGGGACGUUCUAGGGGUUAAUUAAAAAGAAUGACCGAAGGUUAACCUGAUUUAUCCUUACGAGAUAAAACCUUCUUUCAUCUUACCAUAAUUCAACACCUAACCCUCCAUCUAAUUCUUACCUAGUCAGCUCUAGUCCAAACAUCUGAACUUCCGCAUCAUAAAUAACCUUAUUUGAAGUGUGUAAAGACAACACAAUGGUACAUGCAUGUCAACUUGCGUAAAACAAAUUCAUGGUGUUAGAAUGUCCAAGGGGUU